Molecule: messenger RNA, 726 nt
Organism: Procambarus clarkii (red swamp crayfish)
Lineage: Eukaryota; Metazoa; Arthropoda; Malacostraca; Decapoda; Cambaridae
Source: RefSeq, a predicted model, not a curated record
AUGUUCGUCAUCCUGCUCGUCUUCCUGGUUUGCUACGCUCCCUUCACCAUCUUCACCAUCGUCAGGGCCAUCGUCUUGUCGGAGUAUAAGGAGGUGGAUGAUUACUCCGACCAGCUGUGGUGGGUGUGCCACUGGCUCGCCUACCUCAACUCCGCUCUCAAUCCGCUCAUCUACGGCCUCACCAACAAGGAAUUCGUGGUAGCGUGGCGCGCCUCCUGCCCCGACUGCGGCCUGUCCCGAAGGAUAUCUGUAGAUGGAAGCCUCGGAGAUCGUCACUCGUGUUCCUGCAGCAGCCGCCCUCAACACAGCCACCGCCGCGCCCACACACCUGAAGAUGGCCACCACCCCCACGCCCACACACCUGAAGAUGACCUCUCUCACCUUGAUCAAUUAGACUCUUGCUACGAGCGCCGCCCCAGAACACCAUUGGCAAUAGAGGCGUUGAGGGGCAACGGAUCACCCGCGAGAACUUCGAGAUCCAGUGGACAGAGCGAGAGAACACCUCUAAUAUAUUGGAGACGCAGCUCUCCGGUCAUCCUUAGUGGAGGAUCCUCUCUCCUUCAAGCCACACCGUCACAGGCCAGCGGAAGCCCUCGACACACACAGAACACCGACAGCCGAGACUUAGAUAUCUUCGCCACAGAAACAUCUAAGUACCCGCUAUCAUUUGUAAAUGUUUUCUGUGGACGAAGUUUUACAGAAAACGGCCAAAUGUCUACUCUUUAA